CUUGGGGCAACGACAGAGGCCGGCUGGGCGCCCAACUGUGCGCCAUGGAGUACAAUAUAAGUGGCAUCGGGAAUGUGUCGACUGCGCUGCGACCGGAGGCGCGUCUGUCGGCGGAGGGGCGCUUGCUGGGCUGGAAUGUGCCGCCGGACGAGCUGCGGCACAUACCCGAGCACUGGCUAACUUACCCAGAGCCGCCAGAGUCCAUGAACUAUCUGCUGGGCACACUCUACAUAUUCUUCACGCUCAUGUCGCUGAUUGGCAACGGGCUGGUCAUUUGGGUCUUCUCGGCGGCCAAGUCGCUGCGAACGCCCUCCAACAUACUGGUGAUCAACCUGGCCAUCUGCGACUUCCUGAUGAUGAGCAAGACGCCCAUCUUCAUCUACAACAGCUUUAACCAGGGCUUUGCGCUGGGCAACCUGGGCUGCCAGAUCUAUGGCAUCAUUGGCUCCUACACGGGCAUCGGGGCUGGGGCGACGAAUGCGUUUAUCGCCUACGAUCGCUACAACGUGAUCACUCGACCCAUGGAGGGCAAAAUGACGCAUGGCAAGGCCAUUGCCAUGAUCAUCUUCAUCUACAUGUAUGCCACGCCCUUUGUGGUGGCCUGCUACACGGAGUCGUGGGGUCGAUAUGUGCCCGAGGGCUAUCUGACCUCGUGCACCUUCGACUAUCUGACGGACAACUUCGACACGCGCAUGUUUGUGGCGACCAUCUUCUUCUUCAGCUUCUGCCUCCCCACCACCAUGAUCCUGUACUACUACAGCCAGAUUGUGAGCCACGUGUUCAGCCACGAGAAGGCACUGCGCGACCAGGCCAAGAAGAUGAACGUCGAGUCGCUGCGCUCCAAUGUGGACAAGAGCAAGGAGACUGCCGAGAUACGCAUCGCCAAGGCAGCCAUCACCAUCUGCUUCCUCUUCUUCGUGUCGUGGACACCCUACGGCGUAAUGUCGCUGAUUGGCGCCUUCGGGGACAAGAGCCUGCUGACGCCGGGCGUCACCAUGAUACCGGCCUGCACGUGCAAGAUGGUGGCCUGCGUAGACCCGUUCGUGUAUGCGAUCAGCCAUCCCAGAUACCGCAUGGAGCUGCAAAAGCGCUGCCCCUGGCUGGCCAUUAGCGAAAAGAACCCCGAGUCCACCACGGUGGCCUCGACGACGACCACGCAGGAGCAACAGCAGACGACAGCGGCGUAGAGCUCGACUGCUCCUCUACUGCUCCUGAAUGCCUGAACAAAUGACUCGAACUCAACUAAUCUAGACUCGUAAUACUAAGCGCCAGGAAACUCUAUAAUAGCAACUGAAACGAAACAGAAGUGUGUAAACAAUAAUAUUUAAUAUAUAUUUUAAAUCUCAUCUUUAGCCUC
This is a messenger RNA of Drosophila arizonae, 1357 nucleotides long. RefSeq names its product Rhodopsin 3 (gene Rh3). NCBI's taxonomy places the organism in Eukaryota, Metazoa, Arthropoda, Insecta, Diptera, Drosophilidae. Gene Ontology annotation, molecular function: G protein-coupled receptor activity. Gene Ontology annotation, cellular component: membrane. Gene Ontology annotation, biological process: G protein-coupled receptor signaling pathway; visual perception. The record is from RefSeq and is a predicted model, not a curated record.